Messenger RNA from Capronia epimyces CBS 606.96, 2103 nucleotides. Its product is annotated as acetoacetate-CoA ligase. The transcript is spliced from 5 exons. Bases 1 to 2103 code for a protein of 700 amino acids. Lineage: Eukaryota; Fungi; Ascomycota; Eurotiomycetes; Chaetothyriales; Herpotrichiellaceae. Gene Ontology annotation, molecular function: acetoacetate-CoA ligase activity. The record is from RefSeq and is a predicted model, not a curated record. Gene Ontology annotation, cellular component: cytosol. Gene Ontology annotation, biological process: lipid metabolic process.
AUGCCAGACAACAAGGCAGUCAAAGUCCUUCCUCGCAAGCUAUGGGAACAUCCAGACCCGGAACAAACGGCAAUGGGUCGUUUCCGACUACAGUUGGAGAAUGAAAAGAAGGUGAAGCUCCCGACGUUUGACGCGCUGAACAACUGGUCGGUGAACAACCGGGUUGAGUUUUGGGACUUUGCCUGGCGGUAUCUGAAUGUCAUCCACGAAGGUACCUACACGACCCCUGUAGAUGGGACAGCCUCAAUCGAGACAAAUCCUCCCUGGUUCGAGGGGGUAAAGGUCAACUUCGCCGAAAACAUCCUCUUCUCUGCUGGGUAUCCAAAUCGGUCGCCAUCCAGACUGACCACACAUGGAAAGGAGGAUGACAAGAUCGCGGCCACCGAGGUUCGUGAAGGGGCAGUGGACGUUCACCACUUCACCUGGGCAGAACUGAGACGACGCACCGGACACUUGUCACAGGCCCUGCGAGCAGCCGGCGUUGUCAAGGGCGAUCGCAUUGCUGCUGUGUCAGGCAACAAUUUCCAAACGUUGGUGGUUUUUCUGGCCACCACGGCCCUCGGGGCCAUUUUCUCGUCCAGCGCGACGGACAUGGGUGUCAACGGAGUGCUGGACCGACUGCGACAAAUCAAGCCCAAGUGGGUGUUUAUGGACGACUGUGCCGUCUAUAAUGGAAAGACCACCGACCUGAGACCCAGGAUGCAAAGUCUGAUCGACGGCAUGGCCGACGUGGAAGAAUGGCUGGGCUUGAUCUCCCUGUCUCAAUCGCAAACACCCGCCAGCAUCAGCCAUCUGCCCAAGACGCAGUCGCUUGCCCAGUUCUUGUCCCAGGCGACUACGCAUGAGCUCACUUUCACGCGGGUGGACUUUAAUGAUCCGUGCCUGAUUGUCUACUCCUCCGGUACCACGGGCCCACCAAAGUGUAUCGUCCAUCGUACGGGCGGAAUCCUGCUAUCGCUGCGCAAAGAAAUGGGCCUCCACCGGGGGUUUGGCCCUCAACACGUUCAGUUGCAAUACACCACCACCGGCUGGAUCAUGUAUUUAGUUUCAACAGCCGGCUUACUCUUCGGGGCGAGAAUUGUUCUGUACGAUGGGAGCGUCUUCUUCCCCGACAAAUUGGCCUUCAUCCGCCUUCUUCAAGACCAAGGGGUGACACAUUUUGGCACUUCGCCUCGAUACAUGCACGAGCUUCAGAGAGAUGGGAUCCGUCCACGAGAAGUGGCAGAUUUGAGCCGGCUGGAAUUGGUGACCAGUACUGGAAUGGUCCUGUCGGAUUCGCUCUUCGAAUGGUUCUACGAUCAAGGGUUUCCUCCGCGAGUGCACCUGGCAAAUAUCUCGGGUGGUACUGAUAUCGCCGGGACGUUUGCCAUGGAAAAUCCCCUCAGUCCAGUGUACGUCGGUGGAUGUCAGGGGCCUAGCCUGGGCGUCCCUAUCUCCAUCUUCAGGCAAGGGAGUGGUGAUGACGACCGCUUUGGAACCGCCGUCAAAGAUGGAGAAGCCGGAGAGCUUGUUGCUACAGGAGCCUUUCCCAACAUGCCGGUCACCUUUUGGGGCCCCGAGGGUGAUCAGAAAUAUCGUGCGGCCUAUUUUGCCAGGUACCAACACGCCUGGACCCAGGGGGAUCUUGUCUGCCGACAUCCAACUACGAAACAGAUCAUCUUCCUGGGCCGGUCAGAUGGCGUUCUCAACCCAUCUGGGAUCCGCUUCGGUUCGGCUGAGAUCUACAAUGUCGUCGAGGACCAUUUCGGCCAUCUAGUUGCUGACUCCUUGUGUGUUGGUCAGCGCCGUCCGAGAGAUGCUGAUGAGAGUGUCUUCCUCUUCCUGCUGAUGAAGCCGGGAGUGCCUUUCACGCCUGAACUGGCGAAGCAAAUCAAAGAUGUGGUCCGGCAAAAGAGAAGUGCGCGACACGUUCCCAAAUACAUCUUCCAAACUCCUGCAAUUCCGACGACCGUCAACCUGAAGAAGGCGGAAAUCCCAGUGAAACAAAUCAUUUCCGGGGCCUCGAUCCAGAACUCAGGCGCCAUCGCCAAUCCUCAGAGUCUCCAGUUCUAUUAUCAGUUCGCCGAGAUGGAGAACAUGACAGAUGCACAAAGUAAGCUGUAG